Molecule: messenger RNA, 1784 nt
Organism: Cololabis saira (Pacific saury)
Lineage: Eukaryota; Metazoa; Chordata; Actinopteri; Beloniformes; Belonidae
Gene: txnl4b
Product: thioredoxin-like 4B
Exons: 3
Coding region: 65-514 (149 amino acids)
Biological process (GO): mRNA splicing, via spliceosome
Cellular component (GO): U4/U6 x U5 tri-snRNP complex; U5 snRNP; spliceosomal complex
Source: RefSeq, a predicted model, not a curated record
AUCAAUAAAUGACGCCACUUCCUCCUGAUGCUGAACACGGGGAGCUCAUUUAUUAGCAUCAAAAAUGAGUUUAUUUUUGCCAAAAUUAACUUCCAAAAAAGACAUAGAUGAAGUUAUCAAAUGCGUAGCGGAAAAGGUCGUAGUUCUGAGGUUUGGGAGGGACGAAGACUCAGUUUGUCUCCAUCUGGAUGAGAUUCUGUCAAAAACUGCUCAUGACCUGAGUAACAUGGCGUCAAUCUACAUUGUGGAUGUGGACAAAGCUCCCAUUUACACCAGAUACUUUGACAUCAGCUACAUCCCCUCAACAGUUUUCUUCUUUAAUGGACAGCACAUGAAGGUGGACUAUGGCUCUCCAGAUCACACCAAGUUUGUUGGCAGCUUCAAAACUAAGCAAGACUUCAUCGAUCUGAUUGAGGUGAUUUACAGAGGAGCCAUGCGAGGGAAAAUGAUUGUCCAGAGUCCCAUAGACCCUCACAAUAUUCCCAAAUAUGAUCUUCUCUACCAUGGGAUUUAGAAUAAAUACAUUUAUCAGUGUGGACCUUAAAAUGAAAUGAUCAUGCUGUGGCAAGCACCAUGACAGAUGAAUUGAUAAGACUUACAGCUUUCAGUUACUGUGACCCUUUAUGACCAAAUGCAACAUGGACUGUGCUUAUCAUAUAUAGCUGGGAUAUAUUGACAAAAAAAGCAUAUUUCAAGUCAUGUAUAUCAGUUUGUUUCAAAUUGCAUAUGUGACAUCAAAAGUAUACCUUCUGUGUGUUUUUUUUUUUUACAAGUUGGAAACUUUAAACAAGUACAUUUACAAUUGUUUGAUGAAGAAAGAAAUGCAUUAAGCCACACCAAAGGAAGGUACACAAUUUUUAAUGUAUGCUUAUACUAAGCAGAUAAGCUAAAUUACUUUUCUUCACAAGAAGAAACCAUGUGGUGCUUCCCGGUGUUCAAAAGUAUCACAGGGAUUUGAAAAGAUGAGUAUCUAUAAAUUUUAAGUAUAAUUUUACAGACGCAUACAAUUUGUCAAAUUAUUCGAAUGUGCAUCUAUGACCAACUGCUGCAAAUUUUUAGUAGUGUACAAAUUAUUUAUUUUUCUCCUUUUGUAUUUUUGCAGUUUUCUCCAUCUUUUUCUAUGUCAGACAUUUGACAGAUAUAUCUCUUGAUAAAUGUGGUCUAGCAGUUGUAUUGGUUAUCUUUUUCAUUUGAGAAAAAAAAAAAAAAAAAAAUCCAAAAUCAGUUUAAUGUUUCCCAUGGAAAACUGCUACAGUUCAGCUGAGACAUUUCCCUUAUUUACCGGUAUAUAAUGUACAUGCUCUGAAGCUUCAAUAAACUUUGAACCAUAAAACUUUUUCUUAGCUGUUGUGGGUUUUAUGCCUUGUUGUUGGCUGGGGUGUGUGGAAUUUCAAAGCUCUGCUUUUGGCUUACCAAACAAUUACCCAAACAGCUCCUGCCUUCCUUCACUACUUGAUCCAGAGCUACAGUCCUUCUCGACAGCUCCGCUCAGCCAGUGAAAGACGCCUGGUGCUUCCACCAAAACGUGGCGUGAAAUAACAUUGUGCAAACACAAUGUUAUUAAUUUAUAUCUAAUAUAUGUAUUUGUCAUAAUCAAAGUUUAGAAUAGACUGCAGUACCCAGACAUUCACCAGCCUGUGUACUGCAGUCUGCCACAUUGUUCAUGCAAAAAAAAUACAGACAAAAAGGGUUCACAAAUGGUUGACUUGAGCCGAAAUGACAUGAGUAGGAAGAGUGUUUGUGCAUUGCCUUUGUACAUUUGUUCCAAUAAAGAAGUUUAAACU